Molecule: messenger RNA, 1706 nt
Organism: Carica papaya (papaya)
Lineage: Eukaryota; Viridiplantae; Streptophyta; Magnoliopsida; Brassicales; Caricaceae
Source: RefSeq, a predicted model, not a curated record
UUCCCGACUCCACUCUGUUUCACCUUUCCCGUCUGUUGUCCUCUAUCAGUCACUAUCCGAUUCGCUCCGCAACUGCGAGGAUCUCUCUCCUCCCGAAAAUGGCGGCCGGCAUGCAGCUGCAUUUCUAUCCUGUCAAGGUCCCGUUCUUACCUAAAUCAGUUACCAAACAGCUCCUGGGAUCCAGCAGAGUCAGGUGCGCCGCCACCACACCUAGUAAGCGCUACGCCAUUACUCUUCUUCCCGGCGACGGCAUCGGCCCCGAAGUCAUCUCCGUCUCCAAGGAAGUUCUCAAGCUCGCUGGUUCUCUCGAAGGGAUUGAAUUUAGCUUUCAGGAGAUGCCUAUGGGGGGAGCUGCCUUGGAUUUGGUAGGAGUCCCAUUGCCAGACGAAACCCUUUCAGUGGCAAAACAAUCUGAUGCAGUGCUACUUGGAGCAAUUGGAGGGUAUAAAUGGGAUAAGAAUGAGAAGCACUUGAAGCCAGAGACUGGGUUGCUUAAGCUACGUGAAGGUCUUAAAGUCUUUGCGAAUUUGAGACCGGCUACUGUGUUGCCUCAGUUGGUUGAUGCAUCAACUUUGAAGAAAGAGGUUGCUGAGGGGGUUGACAUCAUGGUUGUAAGAGAGCUCACUGGAGGUAUUUAUUUUGGAAAGCCUAGGGGUUUUGGCACCAAUGAAAGUGGUGAGGAGAUUGGCUUCAACACUGAGGUGUAUGCUAGCCAUGAGGUGGAUCGAAUUGCUCGUGUUGCAUUUGAGACUGCCCGGAAGCGGCUUGGCAAACUUUGCUCAGUUGAUAAAGCUAAUGUCUUAGAGGCAGGUUUUAUUUGCAGAACUACUUUUCUUGAGCUUUUCUUUUGGGUGUUAAAUUAUGGACCUGGAUUGUUUGAACCCAUACAUGGUUCUGCUCCUGAUAUUGCCGGACAGGACAAGGCAAAUCCAUUGGCAACAAUGCUCAGUGCUGCAAUGCUUUUGAGGUAUGGACUGAGAGAAGAAAGUGCUGCAAAAAGAAUCGAGAAUGCUGUUUUGGAUGCUCUGAAUCGAGGGUUUAGAACGGGUGACAUUUAUUCUGCUGGAACUAAAUUGGUGGGAUGCAAGAAAAUGGGUGAAGAAGUAUUGAAAUCAAUAGACUCCCCAGUCCCCACUGCUGUUUGAAUUGAGACCAGAAGAACUAUAUGACGGUACUUCCUCUGAUUUUGGGUUUUUCUCAAACUCAUAUACUGGGAAGCCCACUAUGCCCAGUGAAAGUGGAAGUACACUCCUCACUUUAUCUUAUUCUUUCAGCAUUCCUAGCACUUCGAAAUUGUAUGAUUGGUCUUCUCCUCAUUUCUCACUGAAACUGAAACCUUGUAUUAUUAGUGAACAACAAGCCUUUAAUAUAAAAACGAGAACCAGUGUUUCCAUUGCCAACACAAAUGCACUAUUAGACCAAAAGCUUGCCUCUAGUUGUCAGCUGCUCCUCAACUCUUGGGUUCAGUUUCUUCAAGCAGCUUCAGUACCUGCAAAUUACAAAAGGGGUUGCAGCGAAAAAAUUAUUAUGACUGUUGUUUGUUUUCAGUAAGUUUCAGUUGCUGCCUCUGGAAUCUAUCUCUCUCUCUUCCAAGUUCCUUCGUGUUGUUUCUUCUUUACUUGGAUAGUUUUCUCUGGUGCUGUCAUUUUUGGUUGAUACCCUAGUUUCUUCAUGCUGUUAUAUUAUACCUGAUAAUCUUGAGAUUA